AUGGAGUCUGACGGUGUUAUUGUUGAACCUGCUCACCCUGUUUCUGAGGACAAUGUUUCAAACGUUGACGAUUUAAAGCGAAGGUCUAAAGGUGAUGGUACUGAGAAUGGCGAUGCCACGUCAAACAGUCAGACCGAAGAGCUGAUCGUUGGGAAAGCUAAAGUUGUGGACAUUCCUGAGAAAAUUGCUGAUGAAGGUCCCGAUCAAAGCGGUGAUAAAGAAGAAUCCUCAGACAGCAACGGGACUACGGAAUCUAAGGUCUCCGAUGCUGAUGAACACGACGAAGAAACCAAAGCAGAGGAUGAACUGAACGGUAGCUUGGAGGCGAAGGAUACUAAAUGCCCUGACUCCGACGACGAACAGUCCGCUCCAAACUCUGAGAGCAAUGAGGAAGACAAAGAAUAACUAUCUGCAUUUUUAACUCACUGCAUUUACACUUUUUGAUAACACUUUUCAUCGUUUAUAACACCGCACUGUCUUCUCCUCGGUUGUUG
Molecule: messenger RNA, 494 nt
Organism: Dicrocoelium dendriticum
Lineage: Eukaryota; Metazoa; Platyhelminthes; Trematoda; Plagiorchiida; Dicrocoeliidae
Source: the annotation of a GenBank genome assembly